Messenger RNA from Podarcis muralis (Common wall lizard), 2442 nucleotides. The record is from RefSeq and is a predicted model, not a curated record. Lineage: Eukaryota; Metazoa; Chordata; Lepidosauria; Squamata; Lacertidae.
UCGCGCCUGAAGCCGGAAGUAUCCGGAGACGGGGUUUCGUUUUGUUUACUGUCUCCGCGUCGCUUGUUCUCGGCUGUCGCUGGGGCGGCCGGCGGCGGCGGCAAUAUGGACAGGAAGAAGAAGCCGCUGGAUGUUACGGUUUCCUCGCUCAUAGACUUGAAAGCUGAACUUUUCAGAAAACAGGAAGAAUUCAAAAAAGAAAAACUUCUGAAAGAUGCUGGAGUCCCUGUAAAACCUAAAGCAACAAACAAGAAGCCGAACAUUUGGACUAAACAGAAUAAAGGUGUUUCAGAUCGUUCUGAGAAAGAUGCUGAACAAAAGAUAGAAGAGCAACAAACAUUGGACAUAUCAAGGCAGAAACUAGAAGAGAAAGCACAGCUCUAUGAGAAGAUGACAAAAGGAGACUUUCCAGAUGAAGAAACUGAGGAUUUGUACCUUGUGGAUUUCACCCAGAAGAUUAUAGACAAACGGAGAGAAGUACAGGAGCUAUGUGCAAAUGAAGCUGCUAGAAAGGCAGCAGAGAAGGCAAACAGGGAGGAAGAGAGACUUUCUGAAGCAGAAAUUCCACCUCCUCAGGACCCCACUGAAGAAUGGGUAGAUUAUGUGGAUUCCUUGGGCCGUUCUAGACGCUGUAUGAAGAAAGAUUUGCCACAUCUGCUUCAAAUGGAUAAAGAGCUUCAGGGGAAGAGGCAAAUGACAGAAGAGAAGACUUUGUUGUCUGAAGAUAUGAGAAAGGAGCUUCAGCGUCAGCAGUGGGAAAGGGAAGAAGAAGAAGCCCUAAAGAAACCUAUGGGACCAAUGCAUUAUGAGGACAUUAGAGAAAAUGAGGCCAGACAGCUUGGUGUUGGUUACUUUGCCUUUGCCCGUGAUCAAGCUUUGAGGAGAAAGCAAAUGGAAACCUUAGAAAUGCUAAGAGAACAGACUACAGACCAGAGAGCAAAACGUGAACAUUUAGCAGAGAAACGUAAGGCUGUUUUGGAAGCCAGGCUGUCCAAGCUUCGAGCGAAAAAGCGAUUGAAAGAAGGUGACACAAAGGAAAAUGGAGCAGAAGAAGUUGCUAUGCCAGCAGCAGCUGAAUCCAAGCCCAUUGAAGUGCCAAGGGUUUCCGCGGAAAAUAGAAAAGUGGAAGUGAUCAUUCAGGAAAGGAAAGAUACAAAGCCUGGCGUGCCCUAUGUCCGAGAGUGGGAUAGAGGCAAAGAAUUCACUUUUGGACUGUGGUCAAAGAAGCAGGAAGAUCUCAGAAAUGAACGAGAUCCGGAAUUUGCACCUCCCUCUGCUUAUUUUAUGGGUCAAAAGAGAACGCAUGACUUUAGAAGCCAGAAUUGGAACAAGCCUGGAACCUCAUAUGAAAAAACAGAAACCCUGACAAGAAACCUGCCAUCCCCAUCAACUGAGCCUUUCAGUAGCAGCUCACAGAGCAAUCAGUUCCCCCCCACUCAGGAACAUGACAGUGAACUGCAAAAUCAACAGCCGGCUUACCAAACUUUAGAUGACAUGCUGUCAUACUAUAAACAAGUAACAUGAGCUUUAGAUGUUUUGAGAUUAAUCAGAAAACAGUGUUUGGGAUUCUCACUUUUCAUUUUGUUUUAAAGCUCAAGAGAAAAGGUAUCUUGGUAGGAUAGGUAUCGCAUGCCUUUUGUCAUGUAUGCAUCUUACUGCAGCCCUUGUGCUACUUCUGUCACCACUAGCAUUAAAGGUUUCUGCUUUUAAAGAUUAUUGCUAUAGUAUUCUGUAUUCGCUGCCAUUUCCACUGCUGUUUGCUUCACCAUAAAUACAAUGACUAAGAUCCAAGGGCCUCCUUUAGGCACAUCUAAGGCCUUGGAUCUGACCAGUGGGAGUGAUGAUUUAAAAAAAUAAUAAUGGUAUGCAUACCCAGAAAGAGGCCACCAUGCUAUUUUGUGAACUGCUUUUGAAAAUCCCCUUAGUUUUUGAAAUACAGUUUAUUAUUUAACAUGACAGGCUAUUCUUUGAGAAACACAGCACACACCUCCUUUUGGCAUGCAGAAUUAGUUGUCCAGGCCUUUGCAUCCCAGCAUUAGAGUAAUUUAGCGCCAACUUGUACAGUAUAGUAAACAGCAUUCCAUGAAAGGUCUUUUAAAUUAUAAACCAUGUCCACCCUGUGGCAGCUGGCAUUUGUUCACAUACCGAGCAAAAUAGUGCAUUGAAUGGAAGCUUCUUAAGAUUAGUAUGGUGCUGGUUCUGCUAUCCCAUUAAUCAUCUGGAUUUCUGACAGUGCUGACAAAGCAAGCAGUUCAUGUGGGUGAGUGUUACCAGAAGCUGCUAUUUUAAUAUAAUGGAAAGAUUCAGUGGUUUUUUCCCACCCAUCUCCCUAACCCGAACAGUUGUUUUGUGUUACUUAAAUAUUUAAAGCUGUCCGUUUCACUGAUGCAAAGUGAUUAGGAUGACAACUGGCAGCAAAAUAAAACUGGAUGCGUUUUCCAA